This is a messenger RNA of Salvia splendens (bonfire salvia), 1282 nucleotides long. RefSeq names its product homoserine kinase. The record is from RefSeq and is a predicted model, not a curated record. The transcript has a single exon. Gene Ontology annotation, molecular function: ATP binding; homoserine kinase activity. Gene Ontology annotation, biological process: L-threonine metabolic process. The coding region runs from base 44 to 1138 and encodes 364 amino acids. NCBI's taxonomy places the organism in Eukaryota, Viridiplantae, Streptophyta, Magnoliopsida, Lamiales, Lamiaceae.
ACAAAAGCCAAAAGCCUCGUCAACGCCGCCGCCGGCACUCACAAUGGCCACCGUCUACCUGAAGCUAACCACCAUCACCAACAUUUCCCCAUCCAAAUUAAGAUUCAACCCAUCCACACCCGCACUCCCCAAAUCCAAAUCCAAAUCCCAAUCCAAAUCCACGGAGCCCCUCCCCCUCUUCUCCUCCGUCAAAUCCUUCGCCCCCGCCACCGUAGCCAAUCUAGGCCCCGGCUUCGACUUCCUCGGUUGCGCCGUCGACGGAAUCGGCGACCACGUCACCCUCCGGCUCGACCCCGCCGUCCAGCCCGGCGAGCUGGCCAUCUCCCACAUCUCCGGCGCCGGGUCCCGUCUGAGCAAGAACCCCCUCUGGAACUGCGCCGGCAUCGCCGCCAUCUCGGUCAUGAGGAUGCUCGGCAUUCGCUCCGUCGGCCUCACUCUCUCCCUCGACAAGGGCCUCCCCCUCGGCAGCGGCCUUGGCUCCAGCGCCGCAAGCGCCGCCGCAGCCGCCGUGGCCGUAAACGAGCUAUUCGGCGGCAUUCUAUCUCCGUCGGAGCUGGUGAUGGCGGGACUGGAGUCGGAGAAGAAGGUCUCCGGCUACCACGCGGAUAACGUGGCGCCGUCGAUUUUGGGGGGUUUCGUUUUGAUCCGCAGCUACGAGCCAUUGGAGGUGAUGCAGCUCAAAUUCCCCCACGAGAAGAGUCUGUAUUUCGUGCUGGUGAAUCCGGAAUUCGAAGCUCCGACGAAGAAGAUGAGGGCGGCGCUGCCUCCGGAUGUGACGAUGCCGGAUCAUAUCUGGAACUGCAGGCAGGCGGGGGCUCUGGUGGCGUCGGUGCUGCAAGGAGACCUAAUUGGAUUGGGGAAGGCGCUGUCGUCGGACAAGAUUGUGGAGCCGAGGAGGGCGCCGCUGAUCCCGGGGAUGGAGGCCGUCAAGAAGGCGGCCAUCGAGGCGGGGGCGUUUGGGUGCACGAUCAGCGGGGCAGGGCCGACUGCGGUGGCGGUCACUGACAGCCAGGAGAGGGGUGGGGAGAUUGGGGAGAGAAUGGUGGAGGCUUUUUCCAAAGAGGGGAACUUGAAGUCUUUGGCAAUGGUUAAACAGCUUGACAGAGUUGGAGCAAGGCUUGUCAGCACUGUGGUGUAAUUCAUUUUUUUUUAUUAAAACUGCUCUGUUUCUUCAUCAAAUUUGGAUGACAUUUUUGUGAGCCUAGUGAUUGUUUGUGUGUAUCUACAUUUUUGCAAUUCUCCUCUGGAACAAUAUCGAUUCUACACCCCUCGUUGUUCUUGA